This is a messenger RNA of Gadus morhua (Atlantic cod), 6341 nucleotides long. It is a transcript of the gene mmel1, whose product is annotated as membrane metallo-endopeptidase-like 1. Lineage: Eukaryota; Metazoa; Chordata; Actinopteri; Gadiformes; Gadidae. The coding region runs from base 189 to 2498 and encodes 769 amino acids. Gene Ontology annotation, biological process: protein processing. Gene Ontology annotation, molecular function: metalloendopeptidase activity. Gene Ontology annotation, cellular component: plasma membrane. The record is from RefSeq and is a predicted model, not a curated record. The transcript is spliced from 24 exons.
UCGCUCCAUGAGCAGCCCAGUAGACACACACUGUGCAUUGCUUCUCCCUACCAUCCAGCAGCACAGUCUCAUUUCUCCACACACCAGCUCUGAGUGGAAGCUCAGCAGGGGUGUCUGGGAUAACCGCACGGAGGCUCUGGCGACGACUCUCUACAAUCCAAAGAUAAAGAACACCGGUGGAGGGGAGAAUGGGCAAAUCAGAAAGUCAAAUGGACAUCAUGGAGAAAUCAAGCAAACCAGGGAAGCGCCGUUGGACCAUCGCAGAGAUCAGCCUGUCUGUUCUGCUGCUGCUGCUCAGCUGUGCCUUGGCAGGGCUAAUAGUGCUCUAUACGUCGGCUGUGAAGGAACAAUCCAACAGGACUGGUGUCUGGACUAGCUCCACGGACAAGGGGCAGCAGCACGGCUCCAACAUCAACAACGUGUGCACGACCGCAGAGUGUGUUGUUGCAGCCGCGAGACUCCUGCAGAACAUGGAUGCCUCGGUGAAGCCGUGUGAGAACUUCUACCAGUACGCCUGCGGGGGUUGGCUGGAGCGCCAUGUCAUCCCAGAGACCAGCUCCCGUCACAGUGUGUUUGACAUUCUGGGGGACAAGCUGGAGAUUGUCCUCAAAGGUGUUCUGGAGACUGAGAACGAGGAGGACAGGGUGGCUAUACGCAAGGCCAAGACACUUUACAGCUCCUGCAUGAACGAGAGUCUGAUAGAACAGCGGGACUCCCAGCCUCUGUUGAGGCUCAUUGAAAGUAUCGGAGACUGGCCAAUUGCCUCCGAUGAUUGGAACACGACCACAGAGGAGGCGUGGAGUCUGGAGGACGAACUGGCAACACUCACAUCUCGCUUUCAUAAGAAGGUGCUGCUGGACAUGUACGUGUGGACGGACGACCGAGACUCCUGUCGCCAUAUCAUUUACAUUGACCAGCCUGGUCUUGGAAUGCCAUCCAGAGACUAUUAUUUCAACGAUGGAAAUUACCAAAAGGUACGAGAGGCCUAUCUGCAUUUCAUGGUUUCCAUCGCCAAAAUCGCCCGAGAGGACCGGAACCUGACCCAAGACGACGACCGCGUGUGGGAGGAGAUGGGGCAGGUGCUGGAUCUGGAGACAGAUAUUGCAAACGCCACGUCCCCGGUGGAGGAGCGGCAAGAUGUCACGGUUCUUUACAACCGGAUGACCCUGGCAGAGCUCCAGGACUCCUUCAAGUUCAACGGUUUUAACUGGACUAGAUUCAUCCAAGGUGUACUGUCCAGUGUGUCCAUCAAAAUACAGCCUGAAGAGGACGUGGUGGUCUACAGCUCUCCAUACCUGGAGAAAAUGAAUGAGGUUUUAGCCAAACAUAGUGUCAGAACUAUGCAGAACUACCUCACCUGGCAGCUCAUCCUUGAUCGAAUCAACAGCCUGAGUCGCCGCUUCAAGGAAGCCAGAGCACACUACAGAAAGGCUCUGUUCGGCACCACGGUAGAGGAGGUGCGUUGGCGUGACUGUGUGCGCUACGUCCAAAGCAGCAUGGAGAACGCGGUGGGGGCGCUGUACGUGCGCGAGACCUUCGCUGGAGAGAGCAAACGCAUGGUCAGUGACCUCAUCAGUAAGAUCCAAGAAGCCUACGUGGAAACCUUGGAGGAACUGAGCUGGAUGGACGCGCCCUCCAAGGAGAAGGCCAGAGAGAAGGCCAUGGCCAUAAAGGAACACAUUGGGUAUCCAGACCACAUUCUGGAAAAGAACAAUCAGAAGCUGGAUGAGGAGUAUGCCCAUCUUAAUUUUACAGAAGAUAACUACUUUGAGAACAUCCUUGAAAACCUCCAGUGUGAGGCACAUAAAAGCCUGAAGAAACUCAGAGAACCAGUUGACUCAGACCUAUGGAUCAUUGGUGCUGCUGUAGUGAAUGCGUUUUACUCACCAAACAGAAACCAGAUCGUAUUUCCUGCAGGUAUUCUGCAGCCACCUUUUUUCAGUAAGCAUCAGCCGCAGGCCCUCAACUUUGGCGGGAUUGGCAUGGUGAUUGGACACGAGAUCACACAUGGGUUUGAUGACAAUGGGCGCAAUUUUGACAAGGACGGUAACAUGCUCAACUGGUGGAGUAAUUACUCUGCCGAGCACUUUAAAGAGCAGUCCCAGUGCAUGGUGCAACAGUAUGGGAACUUCCACUGGAAGCUUGCAGGUGGACAGAAUGUCAGCGGUAUCAGUACACUGGGGGAAAACAUUGCCGACAAUGGAGGAGUGAGGCAAGCUUUUAAGGCUUAUCUGAAGUGGGUGGCUACAGAAGGUGAAGAGCCUCAUUUACCCGGACUAGACCUGAAUCACAAACAGCUUUUCUUUCUUAACUUUGCCCAGGUUUGGUGCGGUGCCUAUCGCCCUGAGUAUGCUAGCCAGUCCAUCAAAACCGACUCCCACAGUCCCCUAGAAUACAGAGUUCUUGGAUCCCUGCAGAACUUUGAAGCCUUCUCCGAGGCGUUCCAGUGUGAAAAAGGCAGCCUUAUGAAUCCUGAGAUGAAAUGCCGGGUCUGGUAGACCAUUCUGGUACUUUUGCUAUUUAUUGCUAUGGAUAACUCAUAAAAGCUUGUGAAAAUCUUGAAACCAACAGAGAUAUCCUGCGUGAACUCCAUCUGCAAUAACUCUCUCUCUCUAUAUAUAUAUGUAUUUACAUGGCGAAAGAUCACACAUUUACAUAUUAACAUUCUCUUGAGAAAACUCGAGCUGUUGUUUCGAGACUGGACGCGUAUACACGUAUGUCAGUGAACACACAGAAAGGAAUAGAGUAUUGCUGCUCAUAUUUGAAGUCUUGCUUGUGGUCACUGGUCUCUGCUUACAAACGGUCACACUGUGUCCUUCUGGGGGCGUAAGUGAAAACAGCUACGUAAAACAAACAAACCAUGAGCGUGAUGAACGCUGAGGCUGACAGCUGGGCUUAACGGGCUUUACCAACACUUCUUGAAUUAGUCCUUUCGAAAUAUGGGGAAGGAUCUUUGUGAUUAUUCCCGAACUGUGGGCACAUAGUUGCCUUGUUGUGUUUGCUUUUAUUCUCUUUGAGUCAAAACGUUGAACAAGAAGAACAAGCACCAGUGUCGUUCGGCCGAAAGCUUGAAAAAGAGAUAAAUGUGUGAUGGGAGUUUUGCUGAAGCAGAGCUAAAUAUAAUUAGUCACACUAUGAGGCUUUAGUCAUUCACUGUAAAAUUAAAGAAAUUACAUGAAGACUUUAAGACUGUUAAAUCUUUCCAGCUUUAAAAAAAAAAAAAGAGACAUUUAUUAAAAUACUGACAGAUUAACAUAUCUUUUUACAGUGAACUUGUACAGCGUGACUACAUUUAAAAUGUAAAAGCUAUUAAGAAUUUGUAUUCAUACCGCAUAUCAUCCAAACUCCAUUCUCUCACAGUCGAAUUGCAAGUUUAUGCCAUCGGGCAUGGUGUUACAGUCAUGGGAGGUAGAGGCACAAGUGGGGUUUCUGUAUGCCUGAACACUAUUCCUCAAAGGUUAUACAAGUGUCGGCAAUACCUUGGAGAGUAAAAGUUCGCCCAAAUGCAGAUUGGACUAAAAUGUAUGGCUUAUUUUACUAUAAUAAUAAAAUCUUGUAUCCUAUCUGUUAGUUAAGGAAAGCCUUAACAUUUGGGACUGAAUAUGGUCUAACUGAUACUCCAACCCAUACCCCAGACGUCCCCUGGACUCCCUCGGCCCAUUCUACCUUGUGUUGUCAAAUAGGACAUGACCUUUGACCUGUGUGCCGUUUAUGUUACGUACAUGUUCUUAUCAAGUCUCUAAUAACCAAGUGUGUUUGUGGUUCAAGUGAUAGAUACACAUUUCUGGACAACAAUAGAUAUAUCCUUUUUGAUAAAAAUCUGUGAGUUUACGUUUUGAUAUACAAAGUGACACAAAUACUCUUUGGUCAAGGAAAAAAAUGAACAGCCGUUGUUUUACUGGAAGCUUUGUGACCCCAGCCGUGAGGCGACGAGUUCGGUGACGGUCGCGUACUGUUGAACUCUCUUGGAAACCUUUUAUCCAAGAGGCUCGUCGUUAGUGGCCACAGACGAAUUAGUGAGAAAGCAGAGUGCCGGAGAGGGAUUAUCUGGACAUGUAUCAAAGGAAGUGGGCUACCUUGAACCAUAUUGAUCAGCGGUGUGCACAUGAAAGAAAAAGAGGCAGAGAAAUAGAGAGACAGAGCGAGAGAGGGAGAGGGAGAGCGAGAGAGAGAGAGACGAGAGAGAGAGCGAGAGUGGGAGAGCGGUCGCUUUGUGCCGGAGCGUGUUGCCCACAGAGAUGAAGCUGGCCACUCUGGGUCCUAGGGUUUAGCGUGGCCAUUACGGAGUCGCGCGGGGCAGGGGGGGUGUCUGGUCUGUUAUUUUCUACCUUGAUUAACGGGUAAUGACAGUGGAACACGGGAGCAGUACAUAGAGAAGACAGAGAGAGGGUUGACUUGACUAUAUGACCAAUCAGGUUAGCCCGUGGAGUUGUUGUUGUUGUUGUUGCGGCAGCAGCGACAAAGGAACAUCUGGCUCCAAUUGUUCUUCAUCAUAGGGUUGUAGGCAUUGGGACUGCUCAACAAUACAGCACGGGAAUAACAGUGUGACGCAGAUUUUGCUGAUCCGAACCUGUUUUUAUAACUUAUGCAAUAUCAAUAUCAUAUUCAAGUGUAGCCAUGUUGAUGUAGCCUAUAGGGAAGAAUAUUGUAUUAAGGUCGUAGUUAGUCACUUCUUCAAAACAAUUAUUUAAAUACCAGUUUAUAUACAUUCACCCUCAUCUCGAAUAUAAUGUAACUUGUAUGUUAUGUCUUGUUGCAACCCAUUCCCUACUAUACAGACUAAGUCUCUCUAUCGCUCAGAAUAGUGUGUUAUGUGGAAUCAGUAUAUUUGAGGAGGAACAUCCCCAAGCUCACAAUGUAUCCUCUCACACUAUUGUAAGAGGCUUGGGAUAAUAGUGGGUCCAAAAUGACUUUCAUUUACACAAAGUUCCCUGAAACUGAAGUUUCGGAGAGCGCAGGCAAUAUGCAGUUGGGAAGGGUGAUUGACAAUCACUAUUUAGGUCCAACAAGGGUUCAGAUUUGGCAGCUGUAUUGCAACUAUUUCCUUUAGUGAGCUGUUAAAGUGCAACAACAUGAAGUUAGCAAACUCCCCUCUGAAACAAGGUCUCUGGAAAGUGGAUCACGUAGUAAUUAGGGAGAGCUGAGGUCUGCAGCCGGGGGAGAACCAGGAAACGUAGCAUUACUCCAGGUAACCCGACAUAACUUUCAUGUGGAGGUUAAGCAUUGCUGGUGGGCUGGUGGACGUGUGUCACUGAGUACGGACCGAAUUAAUGCAGCAUUUCCAGCUGUUACUCUGUUCUUACACAUUGAGAAAAGAUUGAAUAUAAUCAACGACACCACUUAGAUAUAGUACUUAUAUAUUGUUAUAUAUUAUGUAACUGAAUAUAUAACUCAAAGAUAUAUUCGUUGUCUAUUAUAUUAUCCAGUAAUAUGGUAGAUAUUUCGCUGUGACGAUGUGAAAUAAUAUGGAGGCCUAAUUAUAAUGUGAUAUUCAUAACAUUGAGGUAGAUGCAGUGAAGGUCAUCGUGUUAUUUCCGUGCUGUAACGUUGCUACCGGUCGAAGGUCCCAUUGGGGAUGCCUUCCUAAGUUCAACAUGACUGUUAGUUUGUGGCCAUAUAGACUGCUACAAUGAAUGUGCCAAUGGAAGCUUUAUACGCUCAGCCUGUUUACUCUACAUAUUGGCCAACACUGUUUCCGACCGGGGGAAAUUCAAAACCUCUGUGGCUAGGGACUGUUCAACUUGGAGUACUAAUACUGAGAGUCUGUUGCCGUCUACAGCAGCUAUUCACUUUUCACUUCAAAAAACAUAUAAGCUAACCAACAAUAUAGUUUGGCUUUGAUAUUUUAGAAGCAACUGCUUGGCCUUUUGUAGAUUUUUCUCACUUUCUCUUUACAUGUAAGGAAACAGAUGAAGAGUCCUUAUUGUAUAGAGUAAAAUAGCUAGGUUAUAUACAGUGUGAUGUUAGACAAAAUGUUCGGUAUGCCCUGUACAGUCGUGAUAACAAAUCAACAGAAUGCAGAGGUGGGAAAAUAUAUGGCUUGCAAAUUCUUAACUGUUCUUUUAGCUUUAUAUUCCUGUAAAAUCAUUUUAAGAGUAAUCAUCAAAUGCUAAUCCUAAUGGUACAUAUACAUUGCUUUAUAUGUCGGCUAUAGAAGCCAUAAACCAACCAAACCAGAGAAAGUUUAUUUAUCUAUGUAUUUAUAAUAUACCCUUGUUGCUCUGCAUAAGUAUUAAAGGAUGUUAUAUGAAUGUUUCUGCUGCUAUGUAAUUUUUGAGACUGCUAUUUUUGUGCCUCAAAUAUGUUAUAAAUUCCAUUAAAGUAUCUUUACUUGUAUGGUC